Molecule: messenger RNA, 2198 nt
Organism: Impatiens glandulifera
Lineage: Eukaryota; Viridiplantae; Streptophyta; Magnoliopsida; Ericales; Balsaminaceae
Product: DEAD-box ATP-dependent RNA helicase 8-like
Exons: 9
Coding region: 306-1871 (521 amino acids)
Biological process (GO): cytoplasmic stress granule assembly; P-body assembly
Cellular component (GO): P-body; cytoplasmic stress granule
Molecular function (GO): ATP binding; mRNA binding; RNA helicase activity
Source: RefSeq, a predicted model, not a curated record
GUUGUUCUAACCUCCCUCCCCUCCCGACAAAAAUCGACAAGUCAUAUAUUGGUUUCCCAUUUGAUCCCCGACUCCCUUCCCUCUCUCGCUUGAAUAUAGCCUGAAAGCUCGUUGUUUGAAUAGCAAUCUCUUUUCAAUUCAAUUACAUCAUCAUUGUCGAUACAAAAUUGCUCUACUUCUCUUGCAUCAUUACGAUUCAUCAUCCCCAAUUCCAUACCGCCACUUUUCAAGGUCCUGUAAAUUCCUCCUCCAUUUCUCUUUCUUAAUCCAACUAACAUUUUUAGGGUUUUAGUUCGCACGUUCUCAUGAAUAACAAUAAUAAUAAUAAUACUCGAGGACGCUAUCCACCUGGGAUCGGCGCUGGGACUGGUCGUGGGGGUUCGAAUGCAAACCCUAAUCUCCAACCGAGACAUUAUCAUCAGCAGCAGCAACACCACCACCAACAACACCAACAACAACACCAACAGCAGCAGUAUGCACAGAGGGGUCCAAUGCAGAACCAUCAACAUUAUCAGAGUCAACAACAGCAGCACCAGCAGCACCAGCAGCAGAAUCAGAAUCAGAAUCAGAAUCAUCAGUGGAUGAGGAGGAACCAACUAGGGACAGAUUCUGGCGCCGUUGAAGUUGAAAAGACCGUGCAAUCAGAGGCUGUCAAUUCGAGUUCUCAAGAUUGGAAGACAUCACUAAAGAUUCCUCCUGCUGAUACUAGGUUUAAGACAGAGGAUGUCACUGCUACGAAAGGAAAUGAAUUUGAAGACUACUUUCUGAAGCGUGAGCUACUGAUGGGUAUAUAUGAGAAGGGUUUUGAAAGGCCAUCGCCUAUUCAGGAGGAAAGCAUUCCCAUUGCACUAACUGGAAUUGAUAUCCUUGCUAGAGCUAAAAAUGGAACUGGAAAAACUGCUGCCUUUUGCAUUCCUGCCUUGGAGAGGAUUGAUCAAGAGACCAACGCCAUACAAGCUGUUAUACUUGUUCCAACAAGAGAAUUGGCCUUGCAGACAUCUCAAGUAUGUAAGGAGCUUGGAAAACACUUGGAAAUUCAAGUCAUGGUUAGCACUGGUGGAACCAGUCUAAGGGAUGAUAUUAUGCGCUUGUAUCAACCAGUUCAUUUGCUUGUUGGGACUCCUGGAAGGAUUCUGGAUCUCUCAAAAAGGGGCAUCUGUGUUUUGAAAGAUUGCUCAAUGCUCAUCAUGGAUGAGGCUGAUAAGCUCUUAUCACCAGAGUUCCAGCCCUCGAUAGAGCAUCUGAUUAGUUUCCUACCAGCGAAUCGUCAAAUUUUGAUGUUUUCAGCUACAUUUCCUGUAACCGUGAAGGAUUUCAAAGAUAGAUAUCUUAGGAAGCCCUAUGUUAUCAACCUCAUGGAUCAGCUGACUCUAAAGGGUAUAACACAGUUUUAUGCUUUUGUUGAAGAGCGACAGAAGGUUCAUUGUCUAAAUACACUGUUCUCAAAGCUUCAAAUAAACCAAUCCAUCAUUUUUUGUAAUUCGGUGAACCGGGUUGAGUUGCUGGCUAAGAAAAUUACAGAACUUGGCUAUUCUUGUUUCUAUAUCCAUGCCAAGAUGCUUCAGGAUCAUCGUAACAGAGUGUUCCAUGAUUUCCGUAAUGGUGCAUGCAGAAAUCUAGUUUGCACAGAUCUCUUUACUAGGGGGAUAGACAUUCAAGCAGUCAAUGUUGUGAUUAAUUUUGAUUUCCCUAAGAACUCAGAAACAUAUCUCCACAGGGUUGGACGAUCUGGAAGGUUUGGACAUCUAGGACUAGCGGUUAAUUUGAUCACAUAUGAGGAUCGUUUCAAUUUGUAUAGGAUUGAACAAGAACUUGGAACUGAAAUUAAGCAAAUCCCUCCUCACAUAGACCAAGCUAUAUAUUGCCUGUGACUUUUGUGUUGUUUGAACCAACUUAUGAGAGAAUGAAUAACGGAAAAUCUGGUGAGUUUUUGUUUGUUUUUUUGUACUUGUGUGAAUCGAUGGACAUGUCGAUGUUCAAUGGAUGGAUUCAUUGGUGCCUAGGUCAGGUGGUAGUGAUGUUGAUGAAUCAAACAAAGAUAAACAAACAUGAGCAUGACGCUUUCUUUCGAUGAUAAUAUCUGUAGGACUUUUAUUAUUAGAUAGUUGUCCUGUAAACCAGAUUGUUGCGGGUUCGAUUAGACUUUGGAAUAUUAAGUUACAUUUCCUUCUAUGUCCAGAUUCAAUCUCUCAACUCUA